UAUGUCAUCUUUAAGAAGUCUUGUGCUCUUCUCUACAUUGCUAUUUCUCGUUUUUGGAUAGACUUGCAUUGAUCACAGUGGAAAUGCUAUAGAUUGGUGGUUUAUCUUGAAAAUGCCAACAGAUCCUACUUUUAGUGCUAGAGGUAAAUAAAUUUCAACAUUUAAGGAAUGGACUAUUUGUAUUGUGAUGCUAAGAAUAAUUGUGGAACUUUUGAUUGGUAAACUGACCAAUUAGAUUAUCUAACAUCACCAUUAUAAAGAACUAUAGCUUAGAUUGAUUUUCAUAAUGAUAAUGUAAUGAGUGUCUUGUGGAGUGAUUAACCUUGGAAUAAGAAUACAAUCUCAGAUAGAGCCCAUUCAAAGGGUAUUUUGAGUGCCAACAUAAAUGGUAACGCAUUUCUGAUCUCUCAUUCAACACCUACAUUCCCAAUGCUUGAUGACGCAUACGAGUAUAUAUCCAAUUCAAAUUAUAUUAGUUAAAUUGUAUUAGGUAUGCCUUCUUCUGCUUAAGUCAAUGGUCAACAUUAUAUGUGUUUGUCUAUUACAACUACAGAGGCAAAUAGAUUGGCAACAGAAUAUAUCAUAGCUGAAACAUUAACUAAUAGAGCAAAUAGUCCUUCUGCAUUUGCAACUGCUUUCCCUUAAUUAUAUUAAUUAAAAACCAAUUCAAGAACCAAGACAUACAAAACAGAAUCUGGAACUGUGUUAUCAGUAAUUUAUAAUAUAUAUAUAUAGGCUGCACUAUAAGACUCAAUUAAAAUUUCCACCAAAGGAGGAUUUACUCUUACAGCUUAUUCAAAAAAUGAAAAUCUUGUUGAAGAUUUCUAUGCUGAUGUUAUAGCACCAGCUUUGGGAAAAGACUUAAUAAUGGAAACUUGGGGUAAUGGAACUGGUGGUCUCUAAGCACCUGUAUGUGAUUAAGUGCCUAAAUCAUAUUCCAAUUUAGUCAGAUAACAUGGAGUAUGCUAAAUAUAUAUUAUAUCAGGCCUUUUCAUUUUCAUAUACUAAGGACCAUUCAAAAUAUGGUAUAACUGCAAGUUCGACCAACGUAUGCUUUUGUGAUUUGAAUAGAUAAACUACAUAAUAAAAAAGAGGAGGUGUUGUUUAUUGCUUUUAACAUAAAAGCUUAUGGAGCAUCAUAAAUUAAUCAUUUAUAAGUAGACAAACAUGCUGA
This is a messenger RNA of Paramecium pentaurelia, 1174 nucleotides long. The record is from the annotation of a GenBank genome assembly. Lineage: Eukaryota; Ciliophora; Oligohymenophorea; Peniculida; Parameciidae.